ACAACGGGAUGUGUAUGUUAGCGUGCCUUGUGGCUAAUGCUAAUGGCUCAGUUUGCAUAUAAUACCGUGUAUUUCGAGCAUGCUCUGUUUUCCGUAGAUAACAGCUAGCUAGUAUUCAUUUAAUUCAGCAUGGGUUCAUUUGUUAGAUAAUCCCAACAGCAGACUUCAUCUAAUAAAUAAGUAAACAAUUUAACCAUAAUUAAGUUACCUUAAUGGUUAGUCCACUGAACUACAGCCUGGUCAUUUUCCGUCUCUGUGAUACUCGUCGUAACUUCUCAAAAUGCUAAAAGUAAAAAUACUUUUAAUUGGACCGAGCGAGCUAAUGUUGUUCACAGUGUGGAAAGACAGUCCUGGCAAAUUUCCUCUCGGAUACAGUGGAGACGGUUGGGGCAGAUUACAGCCCGACACAAGGAGUGAGGAUACUGGAAUUUGAGUCACAAAACCUGGGAAGUGGGACCAAAGACUCUGCCUGUGAAGUGGAACUGUGGGACUGUGCUGGAGAUUUCAAGUUUGAGGCAUGCUGGCCAGCUUUGAUGAAAGACUCCAAUGGUGUAGUCAUCGUAUUUAACCCAGACAUUCCAAGUCAUCUUAAGGAAGCAGAAACCUGGUACUCUACAUUCAUUACCUCACAAGGCCUACUACCAGGCCAGUGCCUGCUUAUAGCACAUCACAAGCCUGGGAGUGGUGCGGAUACAUCACGCCCUCAGUUAGCUUCUCAGUUGAACAAGCUACCCCUCAUACACUCCAACCUGGAGGAAGAUGCUGAGGAGGUGCGUCAGGAGUUCCGCAGAUAUCUGGGAAACGUUGUGAAAACAUUGUCGGAAAGUCGAGAACGUGAAGAAAUGUCAAUUAUAGCAUAACCUCUUAAGACUAUUCCAGUGGUAACUAACCUGCAUUUAACAUGCUCUCAUAACACGGAUUCAUCUGAUCCAGCCAAUCAAGGACCUCUUCAGAAGUUAGUUACCUGGAGCAGGUGUGGCAGAUCGUCAUUGGAACUGGACUCUGCAGGAAUACGGAUCUAAAGCACCAAGGUUGGAGACCACUGGACUAAUUAAGGAUUCCACUGUUAUUCUAUGAUACUGAGUUUGUUAAAUUUAAAGUAGCCAAUUGUUAACCCAAUUGUGGGUUUAUCCAUGCCACUUCAGAUAAGAACUGUCCUCAAGGUAAGCCAAAGUGACUUGGUAUGAUGACCCAAGUGUACAUUGUAGUUAAUGAUGAUCUUAAGACAUUGCCUUUGUCCUGCAUGUAAAAGCAAACAGACUUAUUGUUUAACAAUAAACAUUUAUUUAGUUCCUGGA
This is a messenger RNA of Pygocentrus nattereri (red-bellied piranha), 1298 nucleotides long. RefSeq names its product intraflagellar transport 22 homolog (Chlamydomonas) (gene ift22). NCBI's taxonomy places the organism in Eukaryota, Metazoa, Chordata, Actinopteri, Characiformes, Serrasalmidae. Gene Ontology annotation, biological process: intracellular protein transport. The record is from RefSeq and is a predicted model, not a curated record. The transcript is spliced from 5 exons. Bases 534 to 860 code for a protein of 108 amino acids. Gene Ontology annotation, cellular component: endomembrane system. Gene Ontology annotation, molecular function: GTPase activity.